AUGGCUGACUUGGCAAGAAGGAAGAAGGAGGAUGCGAUUCGCUUGAAGGCGUGGCUGGAGCCCCACCUGCCCAGCAUCAACCGCCUGCAGGCCAUCCUCCUGUGGCUCGACACCACUGGUCAGGUUCAAUUCGUGGUCCUUUGUGUUCUGACCCACAUGGCGCUCGGGCUGGGCGCGCACCUGGCCGAAGGGGUGACGCUGCCGGCGGUGGUGCCCUACGCGCUCGGGCUAUACCUCCUCGCCCGCUACGCCGUCGUGGCCGCUCCCAUUCCCUGGGAGUCCAUUCUGCACUUCGUGCUCACCGUCUACUAUGAAAUGCAGAGGCUCAGGGACAUCAACUACGCCAAGUACACGGCCCAGGUGUGCGCCAUCUUGUUUGUGGUGGGUCUCCUCCUCAACCGUAUCUCCGGCUACACCUUCAUCUACAUCAUCGUCUUUAGCGUGCUCCUGCUCCCGGGCAUCUACACGCACGGCGUGUUUGGCAAGCUCUGGUCUCUCGCUGAGUCGCACCCGCAGGUCGGCCGCGUCAUGGGCAUGGCCAAGGACCAGUACACCAAACUCGCAAGCAAUUUGGGCUUCCGCCCCUCGCAGCCACAGGUGCGGCAGCAGCAGCCGGCGGCGCCGGCGGCCCCUGCCACUACCUCGACGGCGGGCACAACGCCGACGGUGAGCGUCGGCUCGUCUACGGUGAACGUCAACUCGAACGCUGGCAAGGCGCACCAGCCCCAGCAGCCCGAGGCGGGCGCGACGACGUCAGCCAUCGCGGCCGUGCCCGAGGAGGACGCCGACGACUUUGUGCAGAUCCCUUCGGACAAGAAGCACGACUGA
Molecule: messenger RNA, 828 nt
Organism: Acanthamoeba castellanii str. Neff
Lineage: Eukaryota; Discosea; Longamoebia; Acanthamoebidae
Exons: 7
Coding region: 1-828 (275 amino acids)
Source: RefSeq, a predicted model, not a curated record